AGCGUUCACGAAGUCCAGUUGCACUGGAACCACCGUCACAGUAGGCUGAUUUGUAAUUGACUGUUUUUUAUGUUCUGCUGCAGUCGUAAUAAAUCGAACAGUCUGAGUAGCCGUGUAAACAUGAGUUUGAAAAAUAAAGUGGCUAUAGUGACAGGCGGGAGCUCUGGCAUCGGAGCGGCGAUCGCAGUAGCAUUCACCGCAGAAGGAGCCAAAGUAGCCAUCGUCGCACGUAAUGAGACGAAACUAGCUGAAGUCGCUAAAGAAUGCGAAAAAAACGGCGCCGAACCGCUAGUCAUCGUUGCUGAUGUUAGCAAAGAAGAUGACGCUCAGAAGAUUAUCGAAACCACUCUCAAAAAAUUCGGGAAAUUAGACAUAUUGGUGAACAACGCUGGCAUUGCAAGAUCAGGCAGCAUUCUCGACAAAGACUCCUUGGCAAAGUUUGACCAAGUGCUUGCCACAAAUCUGCGUUCAGUUGUCUAUCUGACGCACCUUGCUGCUCCUCACAUUAUUGAGACUAAGGGUAAUAUCAUCAACAUGUCCAGUGUAGCCGCCAUUGGUGUUUUUGCUCCGAACACUUUUAUCUACAACACUUCGAAAGCAGCUUUGGACCACUUCACUCGGUGUAUAGCUCUUGAACUGGCACCUAAAGGUGUACGUGUGAAUAAUAUCAACCCUGGGCCAGUGAAAAGUGAUAUAGUGGCGAAUACUGGUGCUGACCCGGCAAUGCAGGCUAUGUCGUGGGAGAUGAUGAAAGGCAAGACGGCUCUAAAGCGGAUAGGGGAUCCCGAAGAGAUAGCUGACCUGGCUGUCUUCAUAGCUAGCGAUAAAGGAAGGAGUAUCACCGGGUCUUCUAUUGUCUCUGAUAAUGGAACCCUUCUCCAGUAGACAAAGAACUUGAAGAUACACGUAAUAACUUUACGAUUCUGUAAAUUGAGAACGUACUCGUAAAGGAGUGAACAAACUGUGUAAAAAUAAAAUUUAUGAAAUA
This is a messenger RNA of Pectinophora gossypiella (pink bollworm), 988 nucleotides long. RefSeq names its product glucose 1-dehydrogenase 2-like. Gene Ontology annotation, molecular function: oxidoreductase activity. Bases 70 to 885 code for a protein of 271 amino acids. Lineage: Eukaryota; Metazoa; Arthropoda; Insecta; Lepidoptera; Gelechiidae. The transcript has a single exon. The record is from RefSeq and is a predicted model, not a curated record.